UGACCGUAUUGGAUAUGGGCACCAGCACUCAGGGCAACGCAAUCAAGGGCGUCAAGCUGACCAGCAAUAAUAAUAACAAGGCCAUCUUUAUUGAGAGUGGAAUUCAUGCCAGGGAGUGGAUUGCCCCAGCCGCUGCCACCUAUAUCAUCAACCAGCUUCUGACCUCCCAAGAUCCGAAUGUGCAGAAACUGGCCAACGAGUACAACUGGAUUAUCUUCCCCUGCGUCAAUCCAGAUGGCUACAAGUACACAUUCGAGCACGACCGAAUGUGGCGCAAGAACCGUCAGCUGUUUGGAACCUGCCGUGGGGUUGAUCUGAACAGGAACUACCCGGACAACUGGAACUCGACGGGAUCCAGCAGCGACCCCACCCGCUACGAUUAUGCUGGACCCUCCGCUGGAAGCGAACUGGAGACCCAGCGCUUGAUUGAGUUCAUUCGCGCAAAUGUGGGCAAAGAGCAAAUAAAGACAUACAUUGCUCUUCAUUCCUACUCUCAAAUGCUAAUGUUCCCAUAUGGUUACACCAAAGAGCGGGUGUCCAACUACGAUGACCUGCAGGAGUUUGGUAAGAAGGCAUCGGCAGCAAUCAAGGCCGAGAGCGGUAGGGAUUACGUGAGUGGUAGCCUGUAUGAGACCAUAUACCCGUCGAGUGGCGGCAGCAUGGAUUGGGCGCAUGCAGAAGCCGGUAUUCCGAUUGCCUACACCUUCGAGCUGCGUGGUCCACCAGAUAGCCAAGACUUGUUCAUCCUGCCCGCUGUGCAAAUCCAGCCCACUGCCAGCGAAGCCUUCACUGCCAUUCGUACCAUCGUGGAGGCGGCAGCAGAGAAGGGCUACUACAAGUAAGCACAAUAAUGUUCGGAAGUAAUCAUUUUCUACGUUCAACGGUUUAUAAACCUUAUCUUUAUAAAAAUAAACAGACAUAAAAGCAAAA
Drosophila santomea is the source of this 930-nucleotide messenger RNA. Its product is annotated as zinc carboxypeptidase. Gene Ontology annotation, biological process: proteolysis. The transcript has a single exon. The record is from RefSeq and is a predicted model, not a curated record. Bases 15 to 842 code for a protein of 275 amino acids. Lineage: Eukaryota; Metazoa; Arthropoda; Insecta; Diptera; Drosophilidae. Gene Ontology annotation, molecular function: metallocarboxypeptidase activity; zinc ion binding.